AUGACUUCUUCUCUGACAAGAGACCUGGAGGCUAUCACUGCUUGGGGACGCAACAAUCUUGUACAGUUCAAUGCUUCCAAAACACAGUACUGUACUUUGACGAACAAAAAACGUCUCUGCGCUCGCUCGGUUUCGAUGGAUGGCCGAGUUCUGCCAAAGAGCCAUUCAUUUCGGCUGGUCGGAGUCCAGAUCACCGAGGACCUGAUCUGGCACGAAAACAUCUCGUCAAUAGCUGUAGCCGCUGGGAAAAAGCUAGGCUAUUUAUUUAGGGCUAAAAAGUACUUUUCUCCGCAUGACCUUCUCACUCUUCUCGGGACUCUUUCGCACCGGCGGGCUGUCGGCGAUCUAGCUCUUUUCUACCGUUACACCAACGGGCUUUGCUCCUCAGACCUCUCUUCCAUGAUGCCACCGCGCGAUGUGCCUGCCAGACAGACCCGUCUGACUUUGGCAACUGGCCGAUACGACCGCUCUUUUGUCCCGAGGGUGUCGAGAUUGUGGAACAAUCUACAAGAGGAAGCUUUUCUCAGUUCUAUUAACCUUAGGCAGUUCAAAAAUCGUACUAACAAAAUUUCUUUGGGAUGA
Acanthoscelides obtectus is the source of this 582-nucleotide messenger RNA. The record is from the annotation of a GenBank genome assembly. NCBI's taxonomy places the organism in Eukaryota, Metazoa, Arthropoda, Insecta, Coleoptera, Chrysomelidae.